AUGUAUCACAUACUGGACAAGUCCCCCAUAUCCACUUUUGCUCUCGCAGAGUGGGCCGGUCGCCUGGCAGUGCCAAAACUGCGCACGCCAGGCGAGCUCUUUCUUAUCCCGUCUCGCCUCCUUUCGGAUGCGAGCACUCUAGUUCCCUUUACCGUCGGCCUUGCCAAGAUUGGUCGACCUUUCCGGUAUCCCCCUGUUGAGGCUGUUGCUCCCUACUUCGGAUACAUCUGUCUACCAGCCGACCCGACGACCAACACGGCGCUCUGUGUUGAUGGCGACUCUUAUCGCAGAGUUCGACUAGCCUCGCUACUUCUGGACCUCUUCGAUUGGGUAUGGCUAAUCCGGCUCGUUGUUGUCUUGUUUCUGUGGCUGGCGAUGCCCAUCGUUUGUAGUCUGGCAACCGACUUCUUCAAAACCUUCACCGGUAUCGCUCGUCUGCAGGCAACUGUCGCAGAGUACGAUAUUAUCCUCGCACAACUCGAAGACGACCGAGCUGGCCAUGUGACCUCGUUAACAGAGCUCACUCUCGCUCUCGAUUCAAGUCAUGAGCACCUGGUCGAGAUCGAGCGCCUAAAGCAAGCGAGCACCAACAACGCAGUCAAACUUCAGACCGCUGAGGACGAGCUACAGGCAUCGAAGCGUCAGGUUAAGGUCCUGCGUGCCGAUUUGAAGAAUAUUGAGGAGCUCAGCGCACUGGGUCUUUCACGGAUCGCGGAGGCCACGAACACACUCAACGAAGGAACCGAUCUCGCAACUGAGCUCGAAGCAGCUCUUCGUCUAGAAUUAGCCGAGCUCGAUGAGCAAACAGUCAGCCUCGAGGCGCAACUCCCAGACCUCCUUGCAGCUCAAGCACUGCUGCUCGAGGAGCACUCUAUGUACCACACCGGCCACCUCUUGCAGGAAGAAAUCAAGGUGGCCGAGGCCCUCGUUUCCCAAGAUGUGCUAGCCGUCCUCCAUGACGAGAUGUCUGCCGAGUCUUCUACCUACGAUGCUACCUCAGCCGAGCUACAGAAGACGCUCGCAUCCCUCGCAUUCCAGUCCGCAGCCGUCAAUUCUGCGGAACGCCGCGCCCAAGACAUACAUAUUACCGACAUCGCCACCGCCAGAGCUCGAUUGGAGUCUCUCGAGGCUGAACUCGCCUCCGUCAACGGAGAGCUCGCUGUGGCUCAUGCAGAGCACGGAUCGCUCUUUGGCGAGUGCGGCCGUCUUCUCCAGGGCACAUCCACAGAAAAGGAAUCGACAGACAAGGCCGUCGAGGACGCCGCGAUUGCUCAAGCCGCACUGCUUAUGGCGACAUCCAUCCUCCGCAGCUCAGACCUGGAUUUCACCGUGGAGCUCGAGAAGGACAUCGCGAACCUGACCGCCGCUCUCGCGCAGGCUGCGAGCGAACACGAGGGCGUUCAGGAAAGCCUCGCCUCCAGCGUCGCCGAACAUCACAUGCACAUGCAAGUCUGUGCGGAGCACACCACCGAAGCGACUGCCCAGCUCACGUUCCUUAGCGACUGGAUUGCCAAGGAGCAAGCCGCCUUCGACUCCCUGGACAAGGAGUCGGUUGCACUCGCCACCGAGAUCGCGGAGAAUCGGGACGAGUACGAGGCGGAACAGCGGGGCCUGGAAUGGCGCCUGAAGAUGGUGAGCGAGGGGUACGCCGAGGAGGAGACAACGCUCGAGGCGGCGCGAAGCACAGUCCCGGGGGAGCUGAAGAAGGUGCGCUGGGCGCAUGACGAGGAACUCCGCCGACACUGGGUCGCCGUGGCCGGGUACCAGCUGGGCCAGCAGAUGGACGACGCGUUCGCGGACGAGCUCUUGGCGAGCCUUGCCGAGUCGAAGGCGCGCUUGGCACCCCUAGAGGCCGAGCACGCGAGGAUGGUUGCUUUCGAGCAGGCGCAACGCAAGCUCGAGACGGUGGUCGCAGACGCAUCCGAGGUCGCGGAAGAACUCAAGACGCGGGACACGGAGAUUGCGCAGGUCUCCGCCGAGAUCAUCGACGCCAGACGCAGCGUAGCCUCUCUUGAAGUCGAGGUAGUCGGGCUACGGAGCGCAUACAAUCGGAAGCUGGACGGAUUCGCGGAGCAGAAUGGUACGAUGGAGAAGCGAAUCGCGUUUGAGGGAACCCUUCGGCGUGCAGAGUGUGCAGAGGUGAAGGACCGGGUGAGGCUGCUAGAGGCUGCGAUUCUACUGUGUUCACCGGAGGACGGAGAUGGAGGAUGAGCAGUUGUUUUAGUAGUAUGAAAAUUUGCGAUAGCGGCAUGACACCGAAAAUUUAUUUGAAUUCGCU
Phanerochaete carnosa HHB-10118-sp is the source of this 2278-nucleotide messenger RNA. RefSeq lists its product as uncharacterized. NCBI's taxonomy places the organism in Eukaryota, Fungi, Basidiomycota, Agaricomycetes, Polyporales, Phanerochaetaceae. The transcript is spliced from 3 exons. Bases 1 to 2211 code for a protein of 736 amino acids. The record is from RefSeq and is a predicted model, not a curated record.